This is a messenger RNA of Melozone crissalis (California towhee), 6613 nucleotides long. RefSeq names its product thrombospondin type 1 domain containing 4 (gene THSD4). The record is from RefSeq and is a predicted model, not a curated record. Gene Ontology annotation, molecular function: metalloendopeptidase activity. Lineage: Eukaryota; Metazoa; Chordata; Aves; Passeriformes; Passerellidae. Gene Ontology annotation, cellular component: extracellular matrix. The transcript has 17 exons. The coding region runs from base 1 to 3027 and encodes 1008 amino acids. Gene Ontology annotation, biological process: extracellular matrix organization.
AUGGUAGACAGUUUAAUAGUUUCAUUGAGACUUCUCAGUUCCCUAGCAGUGCUGGGAUUUCAGCUUGUCAUCCCACAGCCUUCAAUUGAACACAGAAAGGUGCCGCAGAGGAUAGAGGAGCACGGCGAUGGCCCCGAGGACAGCGGCGGAGUGCCGGGCCUGUGGGGCAGCUGGGGGCCCUGGUCCGCCUGCUCGCGGAGCUGCAGCGGCGGCGUCAUGGAGCAGACGCGGCCCUGCCUGCCCGCCUAUUACCGGGAGCGCGGCUACCGCCGCCCGGGCCGCCACUUCCCGGCCCCCGAGCGCGGCGCCCACCGCGAGGACUCGCUGUCCGCCUACCCCGGGCACGUCAUCUCUGCCAUCCGCACCUCCGUGCCGCUGCACCGCAGCGAGGAGCAGCCGUGGGCACCGCCGCGGAACAGCAGCAGCGGCCAGGGCGGGCGGGCGGCGCUGAGGGGCAGCCGGCACUCGCAGGGCCCGCGGCACAGCGCCAGGCCCGACAGCAGAAGCAGAAACAGAAAUCCCAUUGGUCCAGGGAAGUAUGGCUAUGGGAAGGUGCCAUACAUUUUACCUUUACAAACUGACACUGGCCAGCAGCCCCAGAAGCUGCGGCGGCAGCGCCAAUCGUCCAGGAGCCACCUGUUCCAGCAGAGCCCGAGCCUCCUGAGCCCCUACAGCCAGGCUGCUGCUCCCUCCCUGCAGCAUGGCAGCCUCUACCAGGAGCCAGGGGGGCCUCAGGCAGGGCACCAAGUCCUGGGGCCCUCGGUGUAUCAGUCCCCUUCGUUCCCCGUGUCUCAGAGCCUGUUCCACGGCGGUGACUCCAGCCCUCAGGCCCUGCAGGGCCAGCCCCAGCCCCAGAGGGCUGCGGCCAUCGUCUGCAUUGGUGCCUACAAGCAAUACAAACUCUGCAACACAAAUAUGUGUCCUGAAAGCAGCAGGAAUAUUAGAGAGGUACAGUGUGCAUCAUACAAUAACAAGCCAUUUAUGGGUCGAUUUUAUGAAUGGGAACCUUUUGCAGAAGUGAAGGGCAGUCAGAAGUGUGAGCUGAACUGCCGCGCCAUCGGCUACCGCUUCUACGUGCGCCAGGCGGAGACCGUGAUCGACGGCACCCCCUGCGAGCCCAACGGGACGGCCAUCUGCGUGGCAGGGCAGUGCAAGAGCAUUGGCUGUGACGACUAUCUGGGUUCUGACAAGGUGAUUGACAAGUGUGGAAUAUGUGGAGGGGACAACACUGCUUGCAAAGUUGUGUCUGGAGUUUUCAAACACACGCUAACAAAUCUUGGCUACCACAAGAUAGUGGAAAUUCCUGAAGGAGCUACUAAAAUCAACAUUACUGAGAUGUCAAAGAGCAACAACUACCUGGCCCUGCGCAGCCGCUCGGGACGCUCCAUCAUCAACGGCAACUGGGCCAUUGACAGGCCGGGCAGGUACGAAGGAGGGGGCACAAUGUUCACCUACAGACGCCCCAAUGAGAUCUCCAGCACUGCAGGGGAGUCCUUUCUGGCUGAUGGGCCAACCAAUGAAGUCCUUGAUGUCUAUAUGAUUCAUCAGCAGCCUAACCCUGGUAUACAUUAUGAAUAUAUCAUUCCAGGAGACAAUGUCAUUAGUCCUCAGUUGCUUGCUCACAGGAGGCCAGGGGAGCCACUGAAUGGUCAGUUAGGAAUGCCAGAAGGUACAAGUCAUGAGUCUGAGGAUUUGCAUAGAGAGACAGACAUUCUCACUGGACAGUCAGCUGGAACUUUCCCAGUUAUUCAGCCAGGAAGAUUUCCUUCUCAUCAGCCAGAAAACCAGGUGCCUGCUAUGCAACCACCAAGACAAAACCGAGAAUACAACUGGAAACAGGUUGGGAAAACUGAGUGCACUACUACAUGUGGGAAAGGAUCACAGUACCCAAUUUUCCACUGCGUCAACAGAAUCACUCACGAGGAGGUACCCGAGGGUUACUGUGACAGCAGCACCAAACCCAUUCCAGAAGAGGAGGCCUGCAACCUCUUCCCAUGCCCUGCUUUCUGGGACAUAGGGGAGUGGUCUGAGUGCAGCAAGACGUGCGGGCUGGGGAUGCAGCACCGGCAGAUCCUGUGCCGGCAGAUCUACGCCAACCGCACGCUGACGGUGCAGCAGUACCGCUGCCAGCACCUGGAGAAGCCCGACACCACCAGCACCUGCCAGCUCAAGAUCUGCAGCGAGUGGCAGAUCAGGACUGAGUGGACCUCAUGUUCAGUGCCUUGUGGAGUGGGGCAGAGGACUCGAGAUGUGAAGUGUGUCAGCAACCUUGGGGACGUUGUUGAUGAUGAGGAAUGUAACAUGAAGCUGCGGCCAAAUGACAUCGAGAACUGCGACAUGGGCCCCUGUGCCAAGAGCUGGUUCCUUACAGAAUGGAGUGACAGGUGCUCGGCAGAGUGCGGGGACGGGAUCCGCACACGCUCCGUGCUCUGCAUGACCAACCACGUCAGCAGCCUGCCCCUGGAGGGCUGCGGCAACAACAGACCCGCGGAAACAACGCCCUGCAACAACGGGCCCUGCGCUGGCAGGGUCGAGUGGUUUGCUGGGGGCUGGACACAGUGCUCUACUGAAUGUGGUAGUGGAACUCAGCAGAGAGAAGUAAUUUGUGUUAGGAAAACUGAAGGUAAUUUUGAAGUUUUGAACCCCUAUGAAUGUUCAUAUUUGGAGAAACCUCCCAGCCAGCAGUCCUGCUACCUCAAACCAUGUGGAUCUAAGUGGUUUCAUACAGAAUGGAGCACAUGUUCCAAGUCCUGCGAAGGCGGCUUCCGGCUGCGCGAGGUGCGCUGCCUGUCGGACGACAUGGCCGCCAGUUCCCAGUGUGACCCGCAGCUCAAACCUGAAGAGAAGGAACCCUGUAACACACAGGAUUGUGUCCCUGAAAUAGAUGAGAACUGCAAGGAUAAAUACUACAACUGCAACGUGGUGGUUCAGGCGCGGCUCUGUGUGUACACCUACUACAAGUCAGCGUGCUGUGCCUCCUGUAGCCGCGUGGCAAACAGACAGCCAGGCUUCCUGGGCCGCAGAUAACACCCCCUGCCCUGCACAGCACCUCUGGCACUCUGCACCUGGAGCCUGGGCAGUGCUGCUGCUUGGACUGCAGCACUUGGAGUUUCCUAGAGAUGGGGUUUAUAUUGCUGAGUGCAUCGAGACUUUGGUUAAAUCUCACACCCUUUCAGUUAUUGUGCAGUUAUCUCUUUUAGGAUGUUUGUUGUAAAAUCAUGAUUUUUUUAAAGCGUUCAUUUUUAUUGAUACUAUUAUUUGCACCUGCUCAUCAGAUACUUAUUUAAGGAACAUACUGGCCUUAAGAUUGUGAAAUUAAUGAAAACUAAAAUCAAUUGCAGGCAAUUACUGAAGAUAAUUGACCAGUAUGGAUGCAGCUGCUCCAUUACUGUCUGAGUGCUUACUUGGUUUUUUGGACUGCCUUAAGUUAGAGGACUAAAUCGAUGAAACAUGCAUGAGAAAAAUGACUUCCCAAAGAACCAGACCCUUGAAAAGCAUUUAUCAUCAGUUUCCUAGCACUCUAACAUUUAUUUUUAACUACUUCAGUCCAUUCAUAAUAAAUCACAGUCACUGUUAAGGUCUCUCAGUUGUCCUUUUAAGUGAUGUCCUGUCCUUAGGCAGCAAAUAUAUUCACACUUGACUGCCAGAAGGUGCCUUUAUAUUUAAUUCAUAAACUCAUGAAGACACACUUUUAUAAUUUUGUAUGGAUUUUAAAAUCUGUUCCCUACUGGAGUGACACUAGUGUCUAACUCUUCAAGUCUUUAACAGCUGCAGCUGUCAGUGAGACAGGUUAACCAGAAAGGUGAAGAGCCUUUGCUGGUAUAAAAAGUGAUUGUUCCCAUUGGUGAGGUCUCUUUUCUGUAGGGGACUUAUUUCAGAACUGGGAUCUUGCCUAAUUCUUGUCUCUGCACUAUUGUUUAACAACUGCCAAACCAAAGUACUUUGUUCAGACCUAGACUGAGAUGUUACCAGUUUCUGAAACAGCCACCAAAGGAGAGAGGCCUGUGUGCCUUAAGCAGUCUGUUGCUCCUGGUAUCAGGCAGCAGUAUGGGUCUGGAAGCUGAGUAUCUGUACAGAGGGGAUCUUAGCUACUGGCAUUCUUCAGGUUUUGAUCAGUUAUUACAGCAGACUUGUCUUUUUUUGCUCAGUGUUUCAUUGUGCAGAUCUAUUCAUACCACUUGUUUCCUGUUACUUAAGAAUGGCUGCAGACUUAGAGCUGGUUUUAAGUGGUGAUUUUUCAUUUCUGCAGUUACUGUACUAAGCCUUGAGACUUGCUGAAGGCAAAUCAUGUACUAUGCAGUGCAGAUGAGGUUUUGCAUUAUCUGCUUGUUCUCUAGCCUUUAUUUGAGAGGUCUUUCAAAUGUGUAAAUAAGGCUGAGAGGAAAAAAAUAAACACCUCUGCUUAUUCAGCUGUUUAUUACAGCAUAUUGCGUGUAAAUUAGUGGUGCCCAUCUAUGCAUCUGUUCCUGAAGUGCCUGAUGUCUGAGUUGCAAAGCAGCUGUAAUAAUCUAUGUUCAGUCAAUCCCAGAGGUAUGGUUAAGGUAUCCUGCCACUGAUGCAGAGCCAUGUUUGAGCCUCAUUGUGUGUCCUUUUCUUCUUGCUGCUUUGAUGGAGAGGAACACUGGGAGGCAAAGGUUGCUGCGUGUGAAAGCAGUAACAUCAGUUUAUGUGCUGGAGCCACAGGAAGGUGGAAUUCCUGUAGUCUAAAAGCUGCCUUGCAUUGAGAUUAACUUCUGAAUGUUUUGAUUUGGUCACUCUUGAAAAAUAUUUUUUGGAUAUGAUGAACUACUACUGGCUACAUGAAAUGAAGUAUUUCCCCUAAAAUUUGAAGGUACUCUUUGUGACUGUAAAUUGUUGUAUGUCAGCCGAAAAUGUCAUUGGCUGUUUCUGUACACUUUGACUUGGGCUUUUUCACUGUAAAUAAUAGACAUAAAGUUGUUAGAAACAGAAGCUCUAAUUAGGAAACUUCAAGUUCAUGAAUCUUUCACAGUCCUCCUGUUUCCUUGUAUUACAAAGAUUUAUCCACGAAGAUAACUUACAGAUUUGUUAUCAUAUUAUGUUCCUUAGAUUCUUGACCAAAGAAUGAUAUGGAUAAAGUGCAGUGUAAACAGCUCUGGAAUCCAAUACUUCUGAAUACAGAUUUUCAUCUGUGUAUCUCAUUGCAGCAAGUCUUGACAUACAUUAUAUAAUUUUUUCUGUUAUCCCUUUCAUCCCAAGGAAGUGUUUCCUGUCAGCUUGAGGGAAAUACCUGUUCCAUAAAAAGGCUUCCUGGAAACCUCAAGGCAAAAUGAGAUGCAGAGGGAAUCUGGUUUGCAGUCAUAGAACAAAUUCUUCUUGCACAUGCUUUGGCUGUGAGACCAUCAGUGACUCAGCACAUAGAUAGAUCCCCCUGUUUUAUAAAAUCUGAUAUUUUGCCCUGGAAUAUAUGGCCAUUAGCUUAUUUUACAAAGAUGAUCAUCUUGUAGGCUCUGUUAAGCUGCCACUAAUGUAAGCAGUGUUUGUGAGAGCUAAACACAUCUAAAUUGUGCAGCUUUUGAAUUGAAGGUAGUGAGCUAUGGUUAUGCAAACUGUACUUUAUUUUUAAGUAAAGAGACAUUUUUCAGAUGUACCAGAUUAAAAAGAAGAACAGUUUUACUUAAUUAAAUAUCUAAUGGUAAGUAAAUAUUCAUGGGAAGUAAAGUACCAGAAUGCUGCUGAACCUAAUCAUUUAUCAUCUCUUCUCAUGUGUCAGCAUUAUUAAAAUAGUUGUUCCUGCAAAAUGAACUAAUGAGCCCUUUUCAUCAGCACUUUGAUAUACCAAUAUUGUCUGCACAAGUGCUGUGCUAAGACUUCCCCAUCUCACAAAGCACGAUUUUGAAAUUGUGCCUAUGGCAAGUGUUUGCUCUAACAGAGCAAUGCCCCAACUUAGGAUGAUGCCUGCAGGGGAUUUGACUUUAUUUUCUGUAAGUCAAAGGUGGCCUUAAUGAAUGUAGUAUUAGACAUAGAGCAGAUGUGAAACCAGGUAUAAGUAAGAAAUUAUGUGUAUUAUCAAUUGCAAAUAUCAGUUAUGCACACUUCUGAUUUUUAAUGUUUUCAUUUCUUUUUCUGACAAUUUAACAGUCAAAAAAUGCAGAAUGGUGGGAAAAAAUGCUUCCUUGCCUUGAAGAUUCCUUAUGCAAUCCAGGAAGACCAGAGUAAGUUAGAUACUUUAUUGAAAGAGUCCAGCUGCUUAUGGGGUAAAAUCUGCACACAAAUUCCAUAUCUUACACACAUGCAGCUGGCCAAAAUCACCUUCAUACAGAGCAGGCCCUGUGUCUCAAAGCACUUUCCAUUUGGAAUGGAGGAUUCCUGGUGCAGUUGUUUAUCAAAUUACCAAGGGCUUGUCAGGGUUUGCUAGCUCCUGUGCAGUGUCAUCUUCAAGCAUAUGGAGGUACAAUUCCUUGUGUACACCAAAAGCACACCAAAUGUGAGAGACUGAAUUCAUGGAGUCCUCCCUUCCUCUCCCAGAGGGUGGUGUAAAAGUGUGAGGGUUGCUUCUGUGGGAAUGACCCAGUGGAUGUGACCUGUGGCCAGCAGCGAGACAGUCAAUGUUUGCUUUGGUGUCUGUGACCUUCAGGCCCAGGGCUCUGAGCAG